GCAAAUGAACUUGAAAAAAACCCUGGUGUCAAAAAUUACCGCAAACUAUAUUGCCAUAAGAAAAAAAUACUUCCUAUAUUUGAGAUCAGAGAACAGAGUGGCAGCACAAUUUCCUGGCUGAACACACCAGUGUAAUACUUAAAGAGAGCGACUCCUUACUGUUAUAGAGACUGGAUGGACCGGCCAAGAUGACAGCCCAGGAGCAUUGAUCCUUUCCUUUGGCAUCCUCUCAGCACCAUGCAAGAAAGAGGCUAAGAGGCAGCCAACAUACAGCAGAGAACACCUCUUCUUUACUGCCCUACGCUGACCCCAAGUGCCCGGAGGAUGGAGCCACGCUUGCUGACAUGGGGAUUAUUCACAUUCAUCAUGGUACCUGGCUGUAUGACAGAGGACUGUGACCAGCACCCACCAAUCAUCAGCUACGCCACAUUCAAAGCCCACACCUACAAGAAAGGCACCUUGAUAGACUGUGAAUGCAAGAAAGGUUUCCGCAGGAUUCGAAAUGGGUCAAUCUAUCUGCUUUGUAUAGGAAACUCUUCCUGGGCCAACAAAUGUCAAUGUGUAAGCGCUUCCUCUAGGAAUACAUCAGAACAAGUUACACCUCAACCUGAAGAACACAAAGAAAAAAGCUCCACAGAAAUGCAAAGUCAGGUGCAGCCUGUGGAAAAAGUAAAUCUUCCAGGUGAAUGCUGGGAGCCCCCUGCAUGGAAACAUGAAGCUGCAAAUAGAACUUACCAUUUCAAGGUGGGGCAGAUAGUUCGCUACGAAUGCAUACAGGGGUACAAGGCCAUACAGACAAGUCCCGUCAUAAGUGUCUGCAAAAUGACCUGUGGGAAGACAAAGUGGACCUGGCCCCAGAUCACAUGCAUAAAUGAAAGCAAGCUCCAUUUGUUUGCAGGUCAGGAAGACUCUCCUGCAAGCACAGACGCCCUUCCUGAAAGCAAGGCUUCCUGUCCCACCACAUCAACAGAGUUUUCAAAAGAGAGAGAAACAGCUACAACCAUGGAGACUCCCAUAUUUCCAAGCGAGUAUCAUGUAGCAGUGGCUGGCUGUGUUUUCCUGCUGAUCAGCAUCCUCCUUCUGAGUGGCCUCACCUGGCAGUGGAGAUGUUCUGGGGAUAGAGUCCAGGGCCUUGACCCUGGCAUUGACGAUAGGCAAAUGCUCUACCUCUGA
This is a messenger RNA of Heterocephalus glaber (naked mole-rat), 1173 nucleotides long. The record is from RefSeq and is a predicted model, not a curated record. Lineage: Eukaryota; Metazoa; Chordata; Mammalia; Rodentia; Bathyergidae.